UGACGUCACCAACAUGGCGGCGCUUUGAGCUGCAGCGCCAGUGGGAAGUGGAGAAGCAGCGACAGGAGCCGCGGCCGCCACCCUCCUCCUCUCCAGCCAUCCCAGACUGUCACUUCACCCCGUCUCUCUCUCUCUCGAUGUCGGAUAACCAGAGCUGGAAUUCUUCCUCCGAAGAGGAUCUGGACACUGAGUCCGGGCCGCCUGUUGAGCUGUGCGGGAUACUGAGCAAGUGGACCAACUAUAUCCACGGUUGGCAGGACCGAUGGGUGGUUUUAAAAACCAAUACUUUGAGUUACUACAAAUCUGAAGAUGAAACGGAGUAUGGUUGUAGGGGAUCAAUCUGUCUGAGCAAGGCUGUCAUUACUCCCCAUGAGUUUGACGAAUGUCGCUUUGAUAUCAGUGUGAAUGACAGUGUGUGGUAUCUCCGUGCUCAAGACCCAGACCAUAGACAGCAAUGGAUAGAGGCUAUUGAACAACACAAGGCAGAAUCUGGAUAUGGAUCAGAAUCAAGUCUACGGCGUCAUGGCUCCAUGCUGUCUCUUACGUCUGCAGCAAGUGGUUAUUCUGCCACAUCCACCUCAUCAUUUAAGACUUCCAUUGGGCCAGUCCAAGAUCUCAACCAACAGAAAGGCCAUAGCCUACGUGAAAAACUUGCUGAAAUGGAAACCUUUCGUGAUAUCCUGUGCAGACAGGUUGAUACACUACAGAAGUAUUUUGAUGCUUGUGCUGAUGCUGUCUCUAAAGAUGAACUCCAGAGAGAUAAAGUAGUAGAAGAUGACGAGGAUGCUUUUCCAACCACACGAUCGGAUGGGGAUUUUAUACAUAAUAAUAAUGGCAGCAAAGAGAAAUUGUUUCCAUGUGUGACACCCAAAGGGAUCAAUGGAAUAGAUUUUAAAGGUGAAGCUAUCACUUUCAAGGCUACUACUGCAGGAAUACUGGCUACACUUUCUCACUGCAUUGAACUGAUGGUGAAACGAGAAGACAGCUGGCAGAAAAGGAUUGAUAAGGAGAUUGAAAAGAGGCGAAGAGUUGAGGAUGCUUACAAGAAUGCAAUGUCAGAACUUAAGAAAAAGUGUCAUUUUGGUGGACCUGAUUAUGAGGAAGGUCCAAAUAGUUUGAUAAAUGAGGAAGAAUUCUUUGAUGCUGUUGAAGCUGCUCUUGACAGACAAGAUAAGAUUGAAGAACAGUCUCACACAGAGAAGUCAAGGAUUCAUUGGUCAGCUGCUGUGCCAUUCGGUGAUUCCUUCUCGGCAGUUGGUACCCACAGAUUUGCCAAACAGGUUGAAGAGAUGGUGCAAAAUCACAUGCAGUAUUCUCUGCAGGAUGUAGGUGGCGAUGCUAAUUGGCAGUUGGUGGUGGAAGAGGGAGAAAUGAAGGUGUACAGGAGAGAAGUGGAAGAGAAUGGGAUUGUCUUGGAUCCUCUUAAAGCAACACAUUCUGUCAAAGGAGUUACAGGUCAUGAAGUAUGCCAUUACUUCUGGAACGUCGAUGUUCGCAACGAUUGGGAAACAACCAUUGAAAAUUUCCAUGUGGUAGAAAUUCUAUCAGAUAAUGCAAUCAUCAUCUACCAGACACACAAGAGGGUUUGGCCGGCUUCACAGAGAGAUGUGCUUUACUUGUCUGCAAUUCGAAAAGUUCCAGCUACAAAUGAAAAUGACCCUGAUACAUGGCUUGUCUGCAAUUUUUCUGUGGAGCAUGACAGUGCUCCUCAGAAUAAUAGAUGUGUGCGUGCCAAAAUAAACAUUGCCAUGAUCUGCCAGACACUAGUAAGCCCUCCAGAAGGGAACCAGGCAAUCAGCAGAGAUAACAUCCUAUGCAAGAUCACAUAUGUAGCCAAUGUAAAUCCUGGAGGAUGGGCACCAGCAUCAGUACUUAGGGCAGUUGCAAAACGUGAAUAUCCCAAAUUCCUCAAGCGUUUUACAUCAUACGUGCAGGAGAAAACUGCAGGCAAAGACAUUCUCUUCUAGUAUCUAGAGUGUUCAGCAUGGAUUUGCUGCUGUUUCUACCACGCUUUCCCCGGCGAUCAGCGUAGAGAAGAAAAGAUGUCCUCGUACACUCAAGGAUUACAGUGACUCCGAGCUGGCGCAGUGAAUUUCCAGUGUCCUUCCCUCUCGCAAGGCCUGUCCCAGUUCUCAGCCUGCACCCAACUGAUGUAGGCUGACAUUUUGCAUCUGUGGCUGAUGUUCAACACUGUCUGUGCUCUGUUCCAUUUAAGUGCAUCAGUGUGUAAUUCAUCUGUAUGUGGAGCUCAUGCAGCUGUUUACAAUUUGACCCAGCAACAUUUUUUUUAUAAAACAAUCACAUUUUGGAUCAAAAACAAUAGGUUAAUGGCUUUAAUUGUUAAAAGGAUAGCAUGUUUGUUAAUGUAGGCCUGCAUAAUCAUGGCCAAAAUUUCAAAAUUUUUGCAACACAAAACCUAAUUUGUGAUCUUAAGUUGUACAAAUGUUAGCCAUCUUUGGGGUCUACAGUAAGGUGUAAUUUCUUUAAGUCUUACUCAAGUCUUGCUAAUUAGCGUUCUAUAAUCACUGAACUCAUUACAUUCUUUUACUGGCCUAAAACCAGUCCUUGCUUCUAACCUUGAAACUAAUUUCUUAUAAAACUAAUUCAGGGCUGUCUAUGCCCUUUGACCUCUGGCAUUUGCCCUUUCCCUUUCUUACCAUCUCCUAUGAAGAACAUACAGUUUUGAUGGAGAUUUUGAAAAGCUUUAUUUCUCUUUUGUUUACAAACUAUAUUUCUACAGCAUUUUUAGUUUGUAUAUUUGUUACAUAUAUAUUUUGUGUUGUAAUUGAAAGUUCUGAAAUCUUUUAAGAUGGUGGUAAGGGCUGGAAGGAGGAUUACUUGAAACAUGUCAAAUAAGGAUUUUUCAUGUUGAAAUAGAUUGGUGUUCUAGUCAUGACCAGUGUAGACAUAUCAUCAAAAGAUGAAUGACUGUUUUAAGCAAUAUUGAUAGAACGGGUGUGCAUUAUUGUGAAUAAGGUACGCCGGCUAAGCAUUAGCUGAUAGGUGAAGCCCAUUGCAUAAAUCGUUAGUGCACUACUUUCAAAAAGUGCACACCUUCCCGUUCAUUAAUGCAAUUGUGCAAAAUCUGUUCUGAAUUGAAUUAAGUGCGGUUCCUGAUGUUUGAUCAGAACUAGCCAGUUGUAUUUCAGGAAAAAAUUUACAUGCUCUUGAUACAUGUUGCUCUGUGGAAUGGAUGCAUCUGAAGAACUUCAAUUCCCAUGAAAUUCUGUGCAAUGAAACCUUUUUUUCUCCCUGUUGAUUUCAAGACAACACUUAAUGUUGUGUCUGUCAUAGCAUAUUUAAAAUCUUUACACUUGGUUUUCAGGACUGCUGGUUUAUUGAAACAUUUCGUCAUGAAAAUUAAGCACGUUAUUCUGCUAUUUUUCAACAAAUAGACUUGAUUUUUUUUUAAGUCUAGCAUUUGGAGCCACUACAGAUCCUUUAAUAUUGUUAAUAAUUGAUGUUACAACCAAUAUGACGCAAGCAAAUGAAUAUCAGUGAUGUGACCGGCAGCCUUUAUUUUUGCAUCACAAUACCACGUCACUAUAUACUGUAUAUAUUACAAUUGCUUCAAAUGUAAAAGUGCCUAAAUUUGAGGAAUGGUUGUGCUCAAUAAAUUGUUUUGAUGCAUUCUAAUAGAAGCCUGGCCAAGUAUGAGUACUGUGUGUUGAGGAUUAAUUUAGAACUCUUUAUAUUUAGAUAAUACUGGAACUUCCAGGCCAUACCUAAUACAACUGUUUAUAAAGAAUGAUCAGCUCCAUGCUUCACAGAACACCAUUCAUAUUGGCAUUUAAAAUUAAUUUGUGGUAAAUAGCAAAUCAACAGGAAAGUUUUUCUUGGCUGAAUGCAAGGGUUUUGCUUACUAUUAGACCAAAAUAACUGGUUAUGUAUAGCUAGUGUACCAGUGUGCAAAAAGCAGGAUAUUCUGUUCAUUUAGACAUUGAGGGAAUUUGAGAAUAGUUAAUGCCAGCUAGUUGAGCAAUCACACUAAAGAGGAUGCUUUUUGGACUGCAGUUCAUUCCCACUCUACAUUGGUUGGUAGAAAUGUGUUGCUUAAUGAGGAUGUGAUUAAACUAAUUUUCACAGUGCAUUCCCCUAAGUGGCAAUUACAAUUCAGACUAAGUGCAGGAGAUUUUUUUAUAUUGGAAUGCUCUGCAUCUUCUCCACCACCAUCCCACUCUCCCCACACACAUACACAAGUGGCUUGCUAGUUCAAUUUUUCAGACUGUUCCAACCAGUUUUGCUUUUUCAUCUUGAGACUUUUUUUAAAGAAGUUUUAGUGCUAAUUUUCUUGCAAGAAUUCCUCUAUGCACUUGAUAAGUUUUAUAUAAAGUUAGUAUUCCAGGUACUUAUAUCAAAACAAACAUGAAUGUCAGAUUUUUCAAAAAUGUUAAACUAGGUAGUGUGUGGCUUCUUUGUGUCAGUUUAGAGGCUGGUGGCAUUGAGAAGUGGUGUUUAAAGCUAAUUGCAGCAGUUGAUGUUCAUCACAAAGAAACAGUUUUGGGUGGAGUGUAGCGAGUGAGGCUUAGCAUUGCAAUGUCAUAUAUUGGAACCUAAGCUCUGAAGCAGAAUACUAAUGGCAACUCUGGUAACUUGGUAAUGUUUUACAAUUUUUAUGUUACAAACAAUGGGGAAUAUUUGUGUUUUGGAAUGACCACAUAAAUAAGAGCAUCUUACUCCAAACUGUUAUUUUGGGUCAUGCAUUAGUUUGUAGAUUAGAUGGUUAGAUUCCUUUCUCUGAUGGGAGUAGGUUCAGACUCCAUUCUGACCAGUUCUUCAGCCUUUGUGCUAAUUUAGUUCAUAGCUUUCUAUAUGGAGAAAAUUAUUUUCAUCUGCCUUGCACAGUAGUUACACCUGGCCAAAAAUUACAUUGGGAGAAGCAGUUUACCCUUGGAUUAGAAAUAUGGAGGUUGUUGCCAGUUGCAUGAAUGAGCCAUACAUAUACUGGAUUCAAAUUGAACAUGAAAUUCAGUGGCUUACAGUAGCAGGUGUUUUAUCAUGCUGUUUAUUUUCAGCACCUGUUCAUUUCAGUUUACUUAAAAAUGCUUGCAUUCAACAAGGAGCAAUCAACAAUGUUUGUGCAUAGAUUUCACUGGGAAUUUGAGAAAAACUGUAAAUUUUGAUUGAAUAUUCCAAAUGAAAAACCGUUAUAUACCUGACUAACUUAUCAAUGGGAACUUUAGCAAUGAUCCAGGUUAAAAACCUGUUACUGGUUUGAAUUAAGCUAACUUUUAAUAAAUUGGGAAGUUUACGUGUAUAGAACUUGAUAUUGUUAGCCACAAUUGCACUAAAUGUGAUGUAAUUUUGAAAUUAUUCUGGUAUAAAGUGAUUACACUAAAAGGCGAUUGUAAAGUAUUGAAACUUCUCUGGAAUGUAAAAACACGUCAUUUACAGGUUAAAAUAUGGACUUUUAUUUCAAAAUAUAUUGUGUGUAGAAUGUGGUAAGAGAUUUGUUUUAUGAAAGCUUUAUAUCCUGAUUUAGCUUUGUGUACAGCAAAACACUGGUUAAUGUGUGUCUGUGAUGUUGGACUGUAAAACAGUUUUUCCAAUCAGCAAUGUGUAAAAGAUCAGUUUAUAAAGUUUAGUUCCUCCAUGUUAUCAGAAAUUAAAAUCCAGUAUUUAAAAAGUGAAAAGUAUUAAAACAUUAUAGAUCAA
Molecule: messenger RNA, 5655 nt
Organism: Carcharodon carcharias (great white shark)
Lineage: Eukaryota; Metazoa; Chordata; Chondrichthyes; Lamniformes; Lamnidae
Product: ceramide transfer protein
Exons: 18
Coding region: 138-1967 (609 amino acids)
Biological process (GO): ER to Golgi ceramide transport
Cellular component (GO): Golgi apparatus
Molecular function (GO): phosphatidylinositol-4-phosphate binding
Source: RefSeq, a predicted model, not a curated record